Molecule: messenger RNA, 1315 nt
Organism: Solanum verrucosum
Lineage: Eukaryota; Viridiplantae; Streptophyta; Magnoliopsida; Solanales; Solanaceae
Product: phospholipase A1-IIgamma-like
Exons: 2
Coding region: 86-1315 (409 amino acids)
Biological process (GO): lipid metabolic process
Molecular function (GO): glycerophospholipid phospholipase A1 activity
Source: RefSeq, a predicted model, not a curated record
CGACAUUCUUCUUUAGAUCUAAAAAAGAAAAAAACUAUAAUUUGGAGGUUGUAAGUAGAAAUAUUUGUUACGAAUCAGAAGAAAGAUGGCAUGCAUUAACAAAGGAUGGGAGGUUGUAUGUAGAAAAAUCAGUAGCUGUUUGAAAAGGAAAAAGGGGAUCGAAAACAGAGACAAGAGCAUAGCUGAAAGAUGGGAGAUUUUGAGUGGAAAAAAUAACUGGGAAGGCUUACUUCACCCUUUGGAUUAUGAUCUCCGACGAUACCUCAUUCACUAUGGCCAAAUGCCUCAAGCCAUCUGCGACUCAUUCAAUAAUGAGAAAGUUUCAAAAUACAGAGGAACAAGUCGAUACUCCAAAAAGAACCUCUUUACAAGGGUUGGGCUCCACAAAUACAAAUACAAAUAUGAAAUCACCAAAUAUGUGUAUGGAGCUUCAGAUGUAUCUGACAAGAUGAAAGAAUCAAAUUGGAUUGGGUUUGUUGCUGUUGCUACUGAUGAGGGUAAAGUUGAAUUUGGAAGGAGAGAAAUUUUGAUUGCUUGGAGAGGGACCAUUACGCAAUCAGAACACAACGAAGACGAUAAAUGGUCGUUAGUCCAACCAACAAAAAUAUUUGGUGAAAAUACGGAUAACAUUCUUGUACACAAAGGUUUUUAUUCAGUUUAUACUUGUCUUAAUGAAGCGUCAAAUUUCAACAGGACAACCAGUGCUAGAGAUCAGGUUCUUGAAGAAGUUAAAAGGUUGUUGAAGCAAUACAGUAAGGAGGAAAUCAGCAUCAGUGUUGCCGGGCAAAGCUUGGGUUCAUCAUUGGGCACACUAUGCGCAAUUGACAUAGUUGUCAACCAAAUCAAUAAGGAGUUUCCAGUGAGUGCAUUUUUACUUGGUUGCCCACGUGUUGGAGAGGCCAAUUUCAAGAAAGCUUAUAAAAACUUGAAAAACCUUCGUAUCUUGCGGGUUACCAAUGUCUCUGAUCCCAUUCCGAAGCUGAUGGAGCGUGGACAGGUAGAGGGUUCUGCAACAGAAUGGAGGGCGUAUGAAGAUGUUGGCUUCGAACUUGUAAUUGAUACUACAAAAUCAGAAUACUUGAAGAAAGACAUAUUUAGUCAUACUCUGGAAGUUUAUCUGCAUGGAAUUGCUGGAACACAUGGACUAGAAGGAGAGUUUAAGCUGGAAAUAAAUCGAGAUAUUGCACUGGUGAAUAAGAAAGGUGACUAUUUGAAGGAUGAAUAUGGUAUACCAACUUCAUGGUGGAUCGAGAAGAAUAAAGGAAUGGUUCAACAAGAAGAUGGAUCUUGGAUACUCAUCGAUCAUGAAACUUGA